Messenger RNA from Knipowitschia caucasica, 2688 nucleotides. NCBI's taxonomy places the organism in Eukaryota, Metazoa, Chordata, Actinopteri, Gobiiformes, Gobiidae. The record is from the annotation of a GenBank genome assembly.
AUGCAGCUCCCCCGCAUCUUUCCACUCAUCCUUCUGUUGGUUGUUGGAAUAGUUCUGUCUGGUCCAUCUACACCCAUCAGGAGCAGAGUGAGACGUCAAAAUAUGAAAGUGCGCAUCAACGCCACCGGAGACACCAUCGUCAUGAAGUUCUUGCGGCCGAGUCCUGACACCAAACUUGAAGGUUACAUCCUCGGCUACGGCAGCAGCAUGUUCUCCAAACAGUUCAUUCAGCUGCCCGAGAAUGGAAAGCCGUACGAGACAGAGUUUGACGCGGAGCCUAAAUAUCUUAUUGCUGUCCAGCCCAUUCCUGUCAAUGAUGUGAAAAAGCAAUGCACAGGUAAAGUUGAAUUGGAAAAGCCGCUUCAUUUGGUCAUUGGUUCGGUGACUCCUACAUCGGUGCUGCUGUCCUGGGGCACUCUGCUGAAAACCCCCUACGAGACCAAUAUCAUGAAUGACUGUCUGGAGGAUGGGCACUACACAGUCCGAUAUCGUGAGAGGAACAGGAAGUGGAAUUAUCAGACUUGUCCCACGAGUGAUACGGUCAUUGACAACCUCAAGCCCAACACCAUGUAUGAGUUUGGUGUCCAGCCCAACACUAAAGAAGGCAAUGGACACUGGAGCAAACCUGUCGUCCACAACAACAAUGGGGGAUCUGAUGACAAGGGCCUCGUCAGAAAACGACCCAUAAACCCAUUGAAAACGUUCCCUGGCCAGCACUCCCUCCCCUUCACUCCACGUCACGUCUCACAUAACAGGACCCAGGGCAGACCGACCCUCUUCAAGAAGCUAGCUCCAAAGACCACUCUUGGAAAAGAAGACGUCAUCAGUUUUAUGUUGCCUCGUCAACCAGUGAUUAAUGUGCAAGAACCUUUCCCCAAACUUUCCCUACCAACCAAGAUUCAACCACACGUACCAAAAAAUCAGUCUGCCACCCAAAGUCGUUACUUCAAACCUUCUCCUAUCCAUAAACCUAAGACCAAAUCCACCCUACAGCCUGUUUAUCUAUCUCCCCCCCUUACUCCAUCAUUCACAAUCAAGCCUCCAGCUGCAAUCGCUCAUUCCACAUCAAACCCCAAAGGUCUGACAGCAACACCUAAGUCCUCGGCUGCAGCAAAGACCAGUGUCCAGUCUGAGACCAAAACUACAGUUAUAACAAAGACUCCACACAAAUCCAAGGUCCUGUCCAAAGGCCCAGCACAUCGCAGGAAUCUGUCAAAACCCCAACUACUUCCAAGGCGUCAGCCUCAGGCCAGCUCUCACCCUGCUACCCCUAAGCUUGCUCGUCCCACUGUUCCUAGUGCUCCCGAAGCGGGCAAGCCUCUGCAGACCCCUGCCCUGGCCACAGAGAAGGCCAGUAGUAGCCACCGGGGUACUGGCAGCCGUAGACCAUCCACUGGUGCUGGCCCUCAUUCUUCCACUAGCUCAUCCACAGUUCCACCAGUAGAAAAAAAGCCUGCGUCUCAUGGUCGUGUUGCACCAGACUCCUCUCGCACUGCUGGUGGGGUGCACCAUAGGGGCAAUGCGUUCCCUAAACCUGCCGUGUGGCCCAAAGAGAAACCUGCAAUUCUUCAGCCUGUUCCAGACAACAAGAAAACAAACCUGGUUGGGAAGCCUAGUGACCAUGAUAAACCCAUGGACUUGAAGCAAGGAGACAAGGAAUCAAUCUUGAAGCCAUUCCCUUUGGUUACAGCCAAGCCGAAGAUAGAGCGUCGGCAACAUACCACUUCGACCCCCGCAGUAAACAACAGUCGCUUUGACGUAAGUGAGAAUUCGUCUAUAUUCAGACCUCUACCUGCAUCAGAUCUUGACAUAAUGGGCAAAAAGCGGUUUGUUGCUCCUCAUGUGAUCUACAAGACGGACAAAAAACCAGAUGAACCCUGCUCCAUCACAUCCUCUAUGGCUUAUUUCCCAGACGAGGAAGGAAAUGACAUCAGUGUCACUGGGCCGCCCAAAGCUCCACCUUCAAACGUCACUGUGGUUACGGUGGAGGGCUGUCCUUCUUUUGUUAUCCUAGACUGGCAAAAGUCUGAUAAUGAAACACGAGAGUAUGAAGUUGUAUCAACCACUAAAGGCCCUCAUGGAGAAGAGACCUCAGUGUUAACAACCAACCAGACACAUACAGCAGUGGAGAAUUUAAAGCCAGAGAGCAGUUAUGAGUUCAAAGUAACACCAAAGAAUGAACUGGGAACGGGACCAUCCAGUGACCCUGUGUCUUUUAGCACAGAAUCAGCGGACCCACGUGUCAGUGAAUAUGUAGCAGGCAAAGAUGCUAUUUGGACUCAAUUUCCAUUUAAAGCUGAUGCACACUCAGAAUGCAAUGGAAAACAAUACGUCAAGAGAACUUGGUACAGGAAGUUUGUGGGAAUCCAACUCUGCAACUCUUUGAGAUACAAGAUCUAUCUAAGUGACUCGCUAAACGGGAAAUUUUACAACAUUGGUGACCAGACUGGAUUUGGUGAGGACCAUUGUCAGUUUGUGGACUCCUUUCUGGAUGGACGAACAGGAACACAAUUGUUUGCUGAUGAGCUACCAAACCGCCAAGGUUUCUUUCGAGCUUUGCGUCAGGAGCCAGUUCAUUUUGGAGAGAUUGGAGGAAAGUCUCACAUCACUUACGUGGGCUGGUACGAGUGCGGCGGUGAGCCUCAACACAAACAGGGCAUCGAGGCUUCCCCCAAUAACGGCCUCUGA